This is a messenger RNA of Coregonus clupeaformis (lake whitefish), 1343 nucleotides long. Its product is annotated as CD276 antigen-like. Bases 27 to 701 code for a protein of 224 amino acids. Lineage: Eukaryota; Metazoa; Chordata; Actinopteri; Salmoniformes; Salmonidae. The record is from RefSeq and is a predicted model, not a curated record. The transcript has 5 exons.
ACGUGGUCUCCAUACUGUUUAUUAUCAUGAUAUCAUCAGUGGUAACUACAACCAGUCUACAACCCCGAGAAGUGGCAGCUCCGGGCAGUGACAUCACCCUUAGCUGCUCUUUCCCUCCGUCUAAAAACCUGAACCUCAACCACCUGUUCGUCAACUGGCAGCGUGGAGAAUCAGAGGUGGUCCACAGCUAUUACUAUGGGAGAGAUCAGCUGGAAAGACAGAGUGUUAUUUACAAGGGACGCACUCAUCUGAUUGAAGACCAGCUCACUGUGGGAAAUGCCUCACUUAGACUGAGUGGUGUGCAGCCGAGUGACCAGGGCCAAUACACCUGUCAUGUGACAGAUGAACAAGGAAGCACCCAGGAAAAUCUACAACUUCUAGUGGCAGCCCCUUAUGAUGAGCCCAGGAUGUCCGUCCAAGCCACUUGUGACGGCUUUGUUGUCACUCUCCGUGCCUCUCAGGGGUUUCCCCAGCCAGAGGUACUGUGGGGAGGUGUGAUGGGCAGUAACACCACUAUGGAGUUGGACAGCAGGGGGCGCUAUGAGCUGGAGAGUGAGGUGACCCUGAGGUUGAACAGCACUCUGACUGUUACAGCAGAUCUGAAACUGAGGGUUCUGGACCAGAGUUUCACUAAGUCUCUCACACUCCACCCACCACCAGCCCCCAUCAAGGAGCCCCAGCUCUGUACAGUCAUCCUGUGACAGGUUCGUCAUCACCCUCAACUCCUCCCAGGGUUUCCCCCAGCCUGAUGUGUGGUGGACGGACUCCAUUGGAGGAGACGUCUCCAAUCAGAGCCACAGCCGUAUCGGCCUGGACAGCAGGGGGCGCUAUGAGGUCCACAGCUCCAUGGAGAAUGCUGUGAGGUGCCUCUUGCAACCAGGGGCAGACCGGCUUUGGUAUUAUUAGGGAUAGUUCUCUUGGCAGCAUUAGCAAUGUCACUCAUUUUGUACUACAGACACAAGCCUGAAACACACCAACACCAGAUGGUCCCACGUGAUGAUACAACAGGACAAGAUGAGGCUCAUGAAACAGAGACUUGAAAAAUCUAAACUUGUUUGAGAAGUCAAAGCUUUUACAGCGCUGUGUUUCAAUGUCACAAAUAUAGGUGUGUGUUGCUGCCUUCUGAAACAUUUCCACUCCCUCUUGGUAAAGUAUUAUACAGUACUGCAGGCAGUAGACUUUGCUACUCUCUCUGCAACCCUAUGUAAUCCAGCCUACUUGUAUUUUUUAUAUAAAUACUUCUUGUUAGUCAGAUAUGGAAAACAGGGAAAAGAUAAGUAUUCACCCCUCUUGGGUUUCUUCUUAUUGUAUUGUGUUACAAAGUGGGAUUAAAAUUUAUUUAU